AUGCUAGCCUUCCUGCAUGGACACGGGGUCUACCUCAUGGAUUUCAGCUCGAGCACGAUAUGGAUUCGCGAGGAUCUCUCGAUUGCCCUGUCAGGGUUUCUGAACGCAACAAUCCCGACCGAUGAAUGGCCGUACUCUCCAGAUGGGACCAGAUACGAAACAGAGAUCUAUUAUCCCACCGUGCCGGAAAAUGGGUUUCCACAACUGACGCCGAAAAUCGAUCUUUCCGAUUGGGCAACUUUUGUCUGGCAGUUGAUGCGGACGGAUGCCAGCAGUGAGGGGAAGAAGUGGUCACUGCCGACUGAUCCAUUGGAUGAGACAGAGGGGCCUGGGGAGGAUGAGGAUACAUGGGAGUAUCAUAAGGAACGACUAAAGGAGGGCAAGCUGCAGCUAUUAGAGGAGGAACGAUUAGGGCCGAUUCUGGUGAAGGCCUGGAACGGGGGAUAUAAAAAUGCCCGACAGAUUAUGCAGGAGGUACGAUUAUAUCUCGAGCAGAUUGGGGUGAAGAUAGAAGGGGAGGAUGAGGUCCUGCUGGAUGGUGGGCGAAAGUGGGAGGAUGUAUUCACGGUCGUUCGGACAGAUGGUGUGCGUUGGGGGAGAGAGAUUCGAUAUAACUAA
Penicillium manginii is the source of this 618-nucleotide messenger RNA. RefSeq lists its product as uncharacterized. Lineage: Eukaryota; Fungi; Ascomycota; Eurotiomycetes; Eurotiales; Aspergillaceae. The coding region runs from base 1 to 618 and encodes 205 amino acids. The record is from RefSeq and is a predicted model, not a curated record. The transcript has a single exon.